AUGCUCGCCACUCUCGAAAUCAUGGAACGCAUAUUCCCAAACCUCCCAUAUGCAGAUCAGGUUUGCUUUGCUUUGAGCUGCAAAACUACAUUUGCUUGUUUCAAGAAGUUCCUUGCUCUACAGAACAAGACGAUUCGAGACAUACUGCCCCAUGAGUACCGGUCUUUUCUGAACUUCACAUAUUUACCUCAACCGAAGACAGAGCUCGUUCGCCGAUUAGAAAACACUCGUUGGAAAUUCUGCCCUCAGUGUCUGCGUCUCCAACAACACUCUGCCUUGCGGGCCCUAAAGUCUAAGUUGAUACUUCACCUCCCGCUGUCAUCUCUUGAUAUUCCUCAACAAAGUCCGCGGAGGUGUAGCCAGCUCUACGCCGGCGAAGCUGAUGUUUUCCCUGGUUUAAGUAUCACUGUCCGUGACAAGCUCGAUUUGAUCAGAGCUCUACAAAUAGGCGGAAAGAAUGACUUCUAUGAGGCCACUUACCAUUCAUCAAAUAAUAGCCGCUCAGAUCAUAAUCAGCAAAGGUAG
Penicillium waksmanii is the source of this 525-nucleotide messenger RNA. RefSeq lists its product as uncharacterized. NCBI's taxonomy places the organism in Eukaryota, Fungi, Ascomycota, Eurotiomycetes, Eurotiales, Aspergillaceae. The transcript has a single exon. The record is from RefSeq and is a predicted model, not a curated record. The coding region runs from base 1 to 525 and encodes 174 amino acids.